AUGGGGCUCAUUCGGCCAGCCAAAUUUACUGCAUUAAUUCUGCUUUCAGGGCUAACUUCUUCGUCCGCCGUCGGGGAUGUAUCUUCGAGCGUGGUUGAGUCGCGCCCCGUGCAGUUAUGCGGCGACCAACAUAAUCCAGAUAAGCUGACCCUGACGCUAGCGCCGGGAACUCCAACCAUUUCAUUCGGCUGUAGCGCCAAAGAGGCAAUGCUGAUGCCCUCAAAAACGAAGGUGUACACAAACAGUACUGAUGACACCCAGAGCGACCUGUCUACUGUGUGCAGGAAUGCUACUCUAAAUGAGUCACCUGGGGUGCAGCAGGAACCGAAAACCUACACCCUCAGUGUCCCUGAAGACGCUCGGCAAGGUCAAGUGCUCUACUGGAAGUGUCAAAUGUCUCAAGCGCCUCAACUGAGUGAACCCAAGCUGAAGACCGGCGAGCAAUCUCAUGCUUCUGCAGUCACGCCUAAGAAGGACUGCACUGUGCAAAUUACGGUAACCGCUCCCAAACCCAAACCCGUGCCGUCUAUUAAAGUGCAUCAAUGCGAGCCUCAACUGAAGGGUCAGCUGGUUACGGCGACUCUCCCGAAAAACACGGAGACGCUCUUGUUCAGCUGCGGUUCGGGAAAUGCUGAGCUCCACCCGAACCCGUCACUCAACAAGUUCUAUGAAGAUGCACUGUGCAUCGAGCUCGAUUCAUUGGCGGAAGACGUUUGCCGAGGUGCCACGCUAACGGUGGAGAAACAAGGCGGUCCGAAAACGUACAAGCUGACAGUCCCUGAACUGGGCCGUCAGAGAAAGGUGCUGUACUACAAAUGUUUGGCUACGGAAGCUGUCUUGCCAAACAGGUUGGGUGGCAACUUGCCCCCUAAAAACCCCUCAUCGUGCACUCUGCAAAUCACUGUCGACGGCCCUGUGGAUCCUGACAAUGAUGACGACGAUCUGUCGCCUCACGACUCUGACGACGACCAAGAUGACCAAAUGGACGACCUAUUUGAGACUUGUGAGAUCGAUGACGAUGAAAAUAAAAUGGAACAUAUAACUCUGCCCUCCAAACGGAAGCGCGUCGGCUUCUCUUGUGGUACAGCAGGUGCGCCGACUCUGACGCCAGAGGCAUCCGAGAACAAGUUCUGUGUGGAUCCAAGCUGCAGUGAGCAGAAGCUGUUGUCGAGCUUAUUUCCCGGCGCCACGUUUGUUGCCACUCCUUCCUCGGGAACAACUAUCUACAGCCUUUCCUUCAAAUCGAAGCCGCGUGCGGAUCACGAGUUGUACUACGUGUGCACUGCCACGAAAGCCGUGCAAGAUCGCGACGUUGCCGGUGCUGUCGAGGGAACACAGAAAAAGAGGAAGUGCACUGUCAAACUCACCAUAAAGGGGCGGAACUCCUUUUUCUCAGCAGGUGUGCCGAAAGCGGUCACGUCAGGGCUUGUCGCCGCAUUCAUCAGUGGGCUCCUUUACAUGCGGCUUUAA
Molecule: messenger RNA, 1470 nt
Organism: Besnoitia besnoiti
Lineage: Eukaryota; Apicomplexa; Conoidasida; Eucoccidiorida; Sarcocystidae
Exons: 1
Coding region: 1-1470 (489 amino acids)
Cellular component (GO): membrane
Source: RefSeq, a predicted model, not a curated record